Arachis duranensis is the source of this 993-nucleotide messenger RNA. RefSeq names its product tubby-like F-box protein 7. The record is from RefSeq and is a predicted model, not a curated record. NCBI's taxonomy places the organism in Eukaryota, Viridiplantae, Streptophyta, Magnoliopsida, Fabales, Fabaceae.
CCAGGUCCACGUGAACUUCCCAACCAGUGUCUGAUAAAGCGAAACAAGAAGACCUCGACAUUUUAUCUAUAUCUUGCCUUAACACCAUCAUUCACAGACAAAGGGAAGUUUUUGUUGGCGGCUAGAAGAUACAGGUUUGGUACCCAUACUGAAUAUAUAAUAUCACUUGAUGCCGAGGACUUAUCCCAAGGAAGCAAUGCUUAUGUUGGAAAAUUAAGCUCGGAUUUUCUUGGCACCAACUUCACAAUUUACGACAGUCAACCACCCCAUGCUGGUGCAAAACCAUCGAGUGGCAGGUCUAGUCGCCGUUUUGCCAGCAAACAGAUAAGCCCUCAAGUUCCUGCUGGUAACUUUGAAGUGGGGCAGGUCUCCUACAAGUUCAACCUCUUGAAAUCAAGAGGGCCAAGGAGGAUGGUUUGCUCCCUCAAGUGUCCCGCAACACCAUUGGGAGAAACUUCAGAUAUCACAUCAUUGGACGGCAACAAGACAAACAGUAAAGAUCAAGCUACUCCUACCUGCACAGUCUUGAAGAACAAAGCACCAAGGUGGCACGAGCAUUUGCAGUGCUGGUGCUUGAAUUUUCAUGGCCGCGUGACAGUAGCAUCCGUGAAGAACUUUCAGCUGGUUGCUACGGUGGACCAAAGCCAACCAGGAGGGAAAGGAGAUGAGGACACGGUUCUCCUGCAGUUUGGCAAAGUGGGGGAUGAUACUUUCACCAUGGAUUAUAGGCAGCCCUUAUCUGCCUUUCAGGCAUUUGCCAUUUGCUUGACUAGCUUUGGCACUAAACUGGCAUGUGAGUAAUAUAUAGUAUGUGUCAUUAUGCUUAUUUAUUCCGUGGAAUGUUGUACGUCAAUAGUUUAUUUUUGUUUAAUAUUUUUUCCCCGGCUGAGUCCAUAAAUUUGAUUUCAGGAAGCUUGUUGUAAGUAAAUGUUGUUAUAUUAUCAAUAGAACAUGACAUCUUCCAUAAUGAAAACAUGUUGGUCCCUUCCUGCA